CGAAAUUAAUUAAUAAACUAUAGCUAGAUUCCACCUCUCGCAUCAUUACAGAAUGAGAAAAGUCAACAGUGAAACUAACGUUUUAUGGAAUAGGAUGUAUCAUGUAGCCUAAGCUUCAUAUCGAUACAGUGGAUAGGGUGGGUGGACUCCUCCCCUUCUGCAGAGUCAGGAAGAUCCCCUUCCUGCGGUCGGUUUUAUGUGUGACAGCCAGCGCAUUGUCUCAGUAGGGAUACAGCCACCUAACGUUAUAUAAAAAGAAGAUUUCUGAUCUGAAGACAGAGUUGCGGAACGUCGGUAACUCAAGCAAAUACAAAAUUGCUGCCAAUAUCUGGAAGUGACAUUGGGGACAUUGGAUUUAUUAUCCAAUCAUGGGAAACAGAGAUGAUGAAUACGAUUUCUUGUUCAAAGUGGUGCUGAUUGGGGACUCUGGUGUUGGAAAGAGUAACCUGCUGUCUCGCUUCACUCGGAAUGAGUUCAACCUGGAGAGCAAAAGCACCAUCGGAGUGGAGUUUGCCACACGCAGCAUUCAGGUGGACAGUAAGACGAUAAAGGCUCAGAUCUGGGACACAGCUGGACAGGAGCGCUACAGGGCCAUCACGUCAGCGUAUUAUCGGGGUGCCGUUGGCGCUUUGCUGGUGUAUGACAUCGCCAAGCACCUGACCUAUGAGAAUGUGGAGCGCUGGCUGAAGGAGCUGAGGGACCAUGCCGACAACAACAUCGUCAUCAUGCUGGUGGGCAACAAGAGUGACCUGCGCCAUCUGAGGGCCGUGCCUACUGAUGAGGCCCGGGCCUUUGCAGAGAAAAACAACCUUUCAUUCAUUGAGACAUCAGCCUUGGACUCAACAAAUGUGGAGGAGGCUUUCAAGAACAUCCUAACAGAAAUCUACCGGAUUGUGUCACAGAAGCAGAUUGCGGAUCGGUCUGCACAUGAUGAAUCUCCAGGCAACAACGUGGUUGACAUCAGUGUGCCGCCCACCACUGACGGUCAGAAAGGAAACAAACUACAGUGCUGUCAGAACCUGUGAUGUUUCCCAAUCAUGCUUCUCGUUGCCCAAUCUCUUCCCACAAAGCUUGAUCUCCAUGUUCCUCAUACAUGCCAUUUUUUCAGUUGUCUUAACCAUGUUGUUAUGCUGCUGCUACUCAACUUGGCUCCUAUCAACAAAAAUUUGUAUGGCCUGUACUGCAACUUGCAUCUGGAUGAGGUUUAUAAGCAGCCUCUGCCAAACUUACUCAUGUACAGGAAUUUCAUCUUAUGUCAUUAGCUUUGCACAUGUUAGGGAAAUAGGACUGGUGUGAGACGAUCACAGUUCACAUUUAGACAGAAAUUACUCACUACAAGUGUCCAAGUACCCAGAGGAUUUCAAUGAAACUCUAGUUCAGGUUUAAUAUGCCUCUAAGUGUUAUUGUUGCAGCUAUGCCUGCACCUAGUAAGUUAUUGAUUGUAAUGAAUAACUGGUGAGCAAUCCUGAUCCUGACCAAACCAUCUAACCAGGCCUUAGGGAUGGACUUACCAUAAAAUCCUGUGGUGGAUGCUUAGCUUAAAUAUUGACCACUAGAUGGUGCUGUGUACAUAACCAUGUGCUGUUGUCCAGGCCUUUGGGGAUGAUAGAUCAUGCAUCUGUACAAAGUGAUUCAAGUUAAGAUACCGAUAUGAUUUCAUAUGACAUAUACAGACGCACUGUAUGUAUUCAUAUGGAUUUAACUUGCAUUGUUUUACUGUAAAUAAACUGUAUGAAUUAUGAAAGUUUCAAAUCCAGUGUACAGUUGAAUGACAAAGCUUCUCGUGUUCUCUUUGAACAAGCCACAACUGAAACUAGACAACCUCAGCUUACCUUUAUAACACUGAAAUAAAUAUCCUACUAUUCGUAAAGCAACUAACAGCACAUAUGAUAAUGAUACAAUAUAGCACUCUCAAUAAUAAAGUAAUCACUUAGAAGGAUAUGAUGACUGAGUUUGAGAUGUAACAUUACAAAACAAUAUUGCAAAAUGUACUAAAAUCACAAAAAAAAAAAUAACACAGACAUCA
Alosa sapidissima (American shad) is the source of this 2026-nucleotide messenger RNA. RefSeq names its product ras-related protein Rab-11B. Gene Ontology annotation, biological process: regulated exocytosis; constitutive secretory pathway. The transcript is spliced from 5 exons. Gene Ontology annotation, cellular component: recycling endosome. The record is from RefSeq and is a predicted model, not a curated record. Gene Ontology annotation, molecular function: GTP binding; GTPase activity. NCBI's taxonomy places the organism in Eukaryota, Metazoa, Chordata, Actinopteri, Clupeiformes, Clupeidae. The coding region runs from base 369 to 1025 and encodes 218 amino acids.